Molecule: messenger RNA, 684 nt
Organism: Triticum turgidum subsp. durum (durum wheat)
Lineage: Eukaryota; Viridiplantae; Streptophyta; Magnoliopsida; Poales; Poaceae
Source: the annotation of a GenBank genome assembly
AUGGCGACCCAGAUCAGCAAGAAGAAGAAGUUUGUGAGCGAUGGCGUUUUCUACGCCGAGCUGAACGAGAUGCUGACCCGGGAGCUUGCCGAGGACGGCUACUCCGGCGUGGAGGUACGCGUGACGCCGAUGCGCACGGAGAUCAUCAUCAGGGCCACGCGGACGCAGAACGUGCUUGGUGAGAAGGGCCGCAGGAUCAGGGAGCUCACCUCCGUCGUCCAGAAGCGCUUCAACUUCCCGGAGAACGGCGUUGAGCUUUACGCCGAGAAGGUCGUCAACCGUGGCCUCUGCGCCAUCGCCCAGGCCGAGUCACUCCGCUACAAGCUCCUCGGUGGCCUUGCCGUCCGCAGGGCAUGCUAUGGUGUUCUUCGCUUUGUUAUGGAGAGUGGUGCUAAGGGUUGUGAGGUCAUUGUGAGCGGCAAGCUCAGGGCCCAGAGAGCCAAGUCGAUGAAGUUCAAGGACGGGUACAUGAUCUCAUCUGGUCAGCCUGUUAACGAGUACAUUGAUGCUGCAGUUAGGCACGUUCUUCUCAGACAGGGCGUUCUUGGUAUCAAGGUGAAGAUUAUGCUUGACUGGGACCCCAAGGGCAAGCUUGGCCCUACCACCCCGCUGCCUGACCUUGUCACCAUCCACCCCCCGAAGGAGGAGGACGAGCUGCGCCCACCGGCUUUGGUUGAGGUCUAA